AGAGAGAGCUCUAUAUAUAUAUAUGGCGAAGCAAAUGUUUCCACCCAACGGGAUUCUCAAGAGCGAGGCUCUCAAAGAGUAUAUCUACGAAACGGCGGCGUAUCCAAGAGAGCAUGAACAGCUCAAGAAAUUACGAGAAGCUACAGUCCACAAGCAUGGCUAUAUGAGCGUGAUGGGGGUACCCGUCGAUGAGGGGCAAUUUCUAUCAAUGCUUAUAAAGAUAAUGAAUGCCAAGAAGACACUAGAGCUCGGUGUUUUCACAGGCUAUUCACUCCUCACCACAGCCCUUGCAUUGCCUGAGGACGGACAUGUUACUGGAAUAGACAUUGAUAAAGAAGCUUACGAGAUGGGUCUAGAGUUCAUCAAGAAAGCAGGUGUUGAUCACAAGGUCACUUUCAUCCAGUCUGAUGGUGUUCAGGCCUUAGACAAGAUGUUAAGCGAGAAUCCAAAACCGGAGUUUGAUUUCGCAUUUGUUGAUGCUGAUAAACAAAACUACGCCAACAUGUACGAGAGACUGAUGAAGCUGGUGAAGGUUGGUGGGAUUAUAGCGUUUGAUAACACAUUGUGGUUUGGGUUCGUGGCAGAGGAAGAAGAAAGCGUCCCAGAGCGCAUGAGGAUGUAUAGAGAAAUCCUAAUGGAUUUGAACAAGCAGCUAGCUGCUGAUCAUCGCAUCGAGCUCUCUCAAGUCUCCAUUGGUGAUGGUGUCACUCUCUGCAGGCGCCUUGUUUGAUUAAGAGAGUCAUUUAAUACUUUGACUGUGACAAGACUAGAUCGAAUCACAUGUCCUUAUCUUAUCUAUCGCAAUAUUUUCUUAUUUCAAUAACCAUCCUAGCUCGGUUUGUUUAUCCGGUUAAGCUCUAUUUUGGUCAAGUGUUGGAUUGGACCACACAAUUAAACCUUAU
This is a messenger RNA of Capsella rubella, 902 nucleotides long. RefSeq names its product putative caffeoyl-CoA O-methyltransferase At1g67980. The record is from RefSeq and is a predicted model, not a curated record. Gene Ontology annotation, molecular function: S-adenosylmethionine-dependent methyltransferase activity; O-methyltransferase activity. NCBI's taxonomy places the organism in Eukaryota, Viridiplantae, Streptophyta, Magnoliopsida, Brassicales, Brassicaceae. The coding region runs from base 23 to 730 and encodes 235 amino acids. The transcript has 5 exons.